AUGAGAGAUCUCACACGCAUUCGGGAGCAGACUUUUAAGGAGUCUACUAUAAUAUCAGCUUUCCGGAAAGCUGGUAUUUGGCCUAUAAGCUGUAAUACAGCCCUCACAAAACUACGCACCUACUCACAGCCUACGCCUAUGCCUACUACCCUACCAAUCCGGGUUUCUACCCCUAAACCCUCAACUUUUCGGGAGGUAGAGGAGGGGCUACAGCACUGGAAAAACCGGGUUCCAGAGGGCUUUAGUAGCCCCUCAAAAGAGAGCUACCGAAAUUGGCUUACCGGAACGGAAGAGGUCGUAGUAGCUGGCCAAAUCCAAGAGCUUGACCUAACAGCUGGAAUUGAGGCCCGGAAGGCAGAGCGCCUCCGGAAAAAGAGGGUAAAAGCUCUUCUUCGAGCUGGCAACCUAAUUCCUCCCGAGGAUGAGGACCCAAUUCUAGACCCAGAAGCUGCUGAGAGUGAGAGCGGGAGUGAGAGUGAGAGCGGGAGCGAGCGUGGGAGUGGGAGUGGUAGCCAAGUAAUAAUUUAUUACAAUGAUUAA
This is a messenger RNA of Pseudogymnoascus destructans, 540 nucleotides long. RefSeq lists its product as uncharacterized. The transcript has 2 exons. The coding region runs from base 1 to 540 and encodes 179 amino acids. The record is from RefSeq and is a predicted model, not a curated record. Lineage: Eukaryota; Fungi; Ascomycota; Leotiomycetes; Thelebolales; Thelebolaceae.